Molecule: messenger RNA, 7195 nt
Organism: Owenia fusiformis
Lineage: Eukaryota; Metazoa; Annelida; Polychaeta; Sabellida; Oweniidae
Source: the annotation of a GenBank genome assembly
AUGCAGAAAUGGGACGCAAUAAUGGAAAUGAAACUAUAGUAACAUAUUCAUGAUGUGAACAAAACAUCUCCAUACUUGGAAUUUGAUUCCAAUACUCAAUCACCAUGGCAACAACCCGUGAUCAACCAGGGGUGAAACGUCGACCACGUAGUGACAUCAUCACAGCGAGAAGACCACCAAGUUAUGAUACAUACAUGGUGCGGAUAUAUACUGGAAACCUCAGCAAUGAGAUCGAAUAUGUGUCUAUUGAAUCCAACAAAGAGCAAUACGCCAUUGAUAUUGUUUCAGCGGCUGCAGCAAAACUUCACAUGAGCAACACCGAAGAUGACCUUGAACUAGCAGAGGUGUUCUUUUCUGUUGGUCAGUUAUGUAAAGAACGUAGGAUCGGAGCAUCCGAAUACCCUGUCAAGAUUCAAAAAUUGUGGCCAAAAGUUAGUCAUGAGGUUAUGCAAGAUCGAAGCAAUCCACAUGUGACUGAAUAUAGAUUUUAUCUAAGACAGAAAGAGAAAGUACGAACAAGUAGUUCAAUAAAUACAUGGGUUGAGUACUUAGAUCCAAGCCCAAUUGAUAACUUCAUGAGUACAUUUCUAGUCCAACCCCAAACAAAGGAGUACCAAGAUUUGUGCAACCUUCCCGAUCUCAACGAGCGAACUUUAAUGGAUAACCUUCGUGCUCGAUUUCAAAAUGGGAAUAUAUAUACUUACGUAGGCUCUAUUUUAAUUGCAAUGAAUCCUUUUAAAUUUUACCCGAUAUAUAACCCUAAGUAUGUGAAAAUGUACCAGAACAAACGCCUAGGUGAGCUACAUCCCCAUAUAUUUGCAAUAGCGGAUGCUGCGUUUUAUAACAUGGUGCAUCAGCGGAGGGAUCAAUGUAUUGUGAUAUCUGGGGAAAGCGGGUCUGGAAAAACAGAAAGUACAAACUUGUUGUUACAUCAUUUGACGGCAUUGAGUCAGAAAGGUCUACAUGGAAGUGGUGUUGAACAUACUAUACUUGGAGCAGGACCUGUCUUGGAGGCAUUUGGCAACGCUAAGACAGUGUAUAACAACAACUCCAGUAGGUUUGGCAAGUUUAUCCAGGUCAAUUACAGAGAGAAUGGCAUGGUACAUGGAGCUAUUGUUGACCAAUAUCUCCUGGAGAAGUCACGAAUUGUCUCACAGGCCAAGGAUGAAAGAAACUACCAUGUGUUUUACUAUCUUCUGGCUGGGGCCUCCGAGAGUGAGAAAGAAACUCUGUCACUUACUAAACCUGAGGAUUAUCACUAUCUGAACCAGAAUGAUUGUUACACGCUUGAGAACAUUGAUGGAGAAAACAUGGAUGAAGCUCAUGAGUUUGCACGUCUGAAGCAAUCUAUGGAGAUGGUCGGCUUCUCCACAGAUAUACAGAGACGACUGUUUGCGGUGUUGGCUGCUGUGUUGCAUCUAGGCAAUGUGGAGUACAAAAAGAAAUCUGAACGGUCUGCCCACCAUGAGUCUGUUGAGAUUAAAAACAUGUACCUGGUGACGAUAAUCUCCAACUUACUGCGUGUGAAGGAUGAGACCCUGGUGGAAGCCCUUACUAAGAAGAAGACGCAAGCUGGUGGAGAGACAGUAUUAAUCAACUACAAAAUGGAGGAGGCAAUAGCUACGAGGGAUGGGAUGGCAAAAUGUCUCUAUGGUGCCUUGUUUGACUGGAUCGUGCUGCAGGUCAACCACGCUUUAGUCUGCAAGAAAGAUAAUAGAGACCAUCAGGGUAAUUCUAUAGGUGUCCUGGAUAUAUUUGGGUUUGAGGACUUUGAGAGGAACAGCUUUGAACAGUUCUGUAUCAACUAUGCCAACGAACACUUACAGUAUUACUUUAACCAACAUAUAUUCAAAUUUGAACAGGAAGAGUACAUGAGAGAAGGGAUCCAGUGGAAGAACAUUGAGUUUAUAGAUAACACUGGAUGUCUGGAUCUAUUUGCCAAGAAACCUGCUGGUCUCUUCAGCCUACUUGAUGAGGAAUGCAAUUUCCCUGGAGCAACUAAUGAGACAUUACUGCAGAAGUUUCACAGUCAACACCGCAAUACCCCUUACUAUGAGGCCCCUCGUACAACCCACACUGUAUUCAGUGUAGUGCAUUAUGCAGGCAAAGUGCAGUAUGGAAUUAGGGACUUCCGAGAAAAGAAUUUGGACCUCAUGCGACAAGAUGUUGUGUUUGUCUUAAAGAAUAGCACCCAGUCUUUUGUUCGAGAACUGGUUGGAGCAGACCCCUUAGCGGUGUUACGAUGGGCUAUUUUACGUGCAUUUUUCCGAGGGGUAGCAGCAUUCAAAAUGGCUGGAAAGCGUUAUAGGAAACAAGGAGGUAGGAUAGGUUCAAUAAGACGCAAAGCCCAACAGAACUCGCUCAAAGCUCAGUCCACUAGUAGUUUACCUGUACGACAACUCUCUAUGGGGCCUAAGUCAACUUCUACAAGUUCUAUGGACAGUAUUCAGACCAUGGGACUUGGUGGGAUGUUUGAAACAACACUCGCUCUCACAGUUCUGCGCCGUAUCAAGAAAAACAAGUCUUUCAAGCCAAAAAGCAGUAGGAGCUUAAAGGGGUUCCGGGACCUGAAGUCUAUGCGUGCAAUGCAGGGGAAAGGUGCAAUUAGUCGGAGGUCAUCCAGUAAAAAGAUGCCAAGUGUUAGCGCCCAAUUCCAGCAUUCUUUGUCAAAAUUGAUGGAGACAUUAGACAAAGGGAAUCCAUAUUUCAUCCGCUGUAUCAAGUCUAACGCAGACAAGGCUCCGUGUAGGUUUGAUGAUGAGACAGUUUUGCGGCAGUUACGUUACACUGGCAUGCUGGCUACAGUCAUGAUUAGACAGUCAGGCUAUAACUACAGACUUACAUUUGAGGAGUUCAUCUUCAACUACAAGAUCUUGCUGCCUAAUGGUCUAUUAAGCUCUCGGGAAGAUGUCACAAAGUUUCUGAAUUCUCUUGGUCUGAACAAAGACAAUUACCAGAUUGGCAAGACUAAGGUGUUUCUGCGAGAAACUGAGAAGUUGAGGUUAGACGACAUGCUCCACCAGGCCAUCAUGGCAUGCAUCAUCAAGAUACAACGCUUGGUUCGGGCUAAACAAGAGAGACAGAGAUAUAUUAAGAUGAGGAGUUCUGUAAUCAAGAUACAAGCUGUUGUGCGAAGUUACAUCGCAAGGAGGCGUAUAAGGCUUGGUAUAUAUGCUGCAAUGUUGAUUCAAAAGUACUAUAAAGGUUAUAAAGUGCGGAAGGCAUUCCGGGAGAAAGUCCAGGCUGCAGUUCAAAUACAGAGUGCGAUACGAUUCUACCUAGCUCAAAAAAGAUACCAGUCCCUGCUUGAGGAGAGAAGACUUCGGCUCUUAGCUGAAGAGGAAGAAAAGGAACGGCAACUCCAAGCUGAGCAUAUGCGUAAGAUGAUCGAGGAGCGUCGACUUAAAGAACUACGUGAGGCUGAGAUUAAGAAAAAACUGGAAGAACAAAAGAAACAGGAAGAACUUGCCAAAGCUCAACGCCAGAAAGAACUUAAUGAUAUUCUUAACCUUUCAACAAGUGAUGAGGGCAUAUUAACAAAUAAAGAUUCGAGUAGUACUGAAGAACUGGAUUAUGAUCACCCAAAAUCCCACUUGUAUGACUCUGAAGAGAGCAGUGGAAUCUUGGACGACCACUCAGAAACUGAAUUAGACCAGAGUUUGCAUCGUAAAAGUCGCGACUCUAUUGUCAGUCCCCCAACAACAUUGUCCCAUGCUGCAAAGCAACAUGAUACACUACCUAGACACCCUGUUGAAGUAGUUCCAUCUCUCCCAGGAGAUGGUGCUGUCACUCCUGAUGAUGAAACGGAUCAGGGUCAAAUUCAAAGGUCAAGGUCAAAUUCAAGAGUUUUACAAAUGGCGCAAUCAUUUGAAAGGAUAGAUGAAACUCCUAGCUCUUCUAGUCAACCCCCACCUGAGCCGCCCCCUCGUCGACGUCAAAUCCUUAUGAAAUCUCAAUCUGCUGAUACUAUAAACAAAUCCCAGCCCCGUGUUAUAGCCCCCCUAGCCAAGCAAGAGUCUCUGGCAGAUUUCUACUCAGAGGAGUACACGGAAGACAAUGAACUCAAUUCAUCAUUUACUCGCCAGGGGGCUCUUACUCCUGAUAAACUUAAAGAAAUUGAGAAAAUGGUGAACCGUCGCAGAGAUAAACUAGAGGUAGAAGAAGACGGAUCUGCAGCCCCUGCCAGCUCUCGGAGCCCCUUCCGUCGGGCUAAGAAACACAUCAAAAACUUCAUGGGAGGAAAGAAAUCAAAGAAGGAUAUUUAUGAACAAAGUGAUGAGUCUGAUACUGAAGAAACCAGCAACACAAACACCUCAGCCAGCAUUCUUGGCAAAUCCAUUGGUGUUCCAGUGCUUCCAGCAAAAUCUCUGAGCAAACCUACAUCACCAACAGCUGAUCGAAGGAAAGAACAAAUGUCUCCAAAGCGUCUGAAGGAGACUUGGGCGGCAGAGAUGAGCCAUAUACGAUCAACGAGUUCUGCAGGAAAUGAUGAGGACCAAUUGGAGAAAAAACCAAAACAUCGAAGAAAAGGCAGCAAGAAAUUUAAGGGUGAAAGAGAACCUAAGGAGUCUCAGUGGAAUGUUGCUGGGACCUCACAAUGGCAGUAUCCUACAAUUAUACUAGCCUCAUCUGUGCUAGAGUUCAAGUGUCUCGAAAAAUUUAUUUCACAAAAGUGUAUGAGUCUCUCAGAGGAUGGGGGAAAACAAGACACAGCAUUUGACAGAGUCUUCAAGGCUACUCUGAAAGAGAUCCAGAGUGUAAUUAUAACUAAGACAUCUAUAGCUAUGCAGGUAAUUGAUGAAUCUUUAAACUACAGAGAUCUGAUGAUCAGCUUUGAGAACAGCUUGAGAUCGAAGAUGUUAGAGGAAGGAUCAAGCGCUGAACUUGAAAUCAUGGGGAUCAAUGCCUUUAGGGGAUUUCUUGAUGAAUUCAAUAGAAAAAAAGAAAAUAGGGAAUUCAAGGAAUUAAAGAAGGAUAAUAGGACCAGAAAUGAAGCUAAACAAUGGAAGAAGGACAAGAAGAAAAAAGAUCAAAUCUAUGAACACCUAGGCCACAAGUUCUCCACCGUCCAGUUCAACAUCCAUACGUACUGUGAGGUCUGCUCUAGUUUGCUUUGGAUGAUGGAGAAGGGAUACUCAUGUCAAAUCUGUAAAUUUACUUGCCAUAAAAAAUGUUGCUCAAAGAACACCAGUCCAUGUAGUAAUAAGCGAAACCCAGCAGACCGAGCAGAAAUGGGUGUGUUUGGAGUGGAAUUAGAGACACUAUGCUCCGAGGAGCAUGUAAUACCUGUGAUUUUAGAGAAGUUGAUUGCUGCCUUGGAAGUUAAUGGUAUAUAUACAGAAGGUAUAUACAGGAAAAGUGGGUCUGCAGCUAGAAUCAAAACACUCAUCAAAGAUAUUAACACAGAUAUGAAAUCUGUGCAUUUUGAAGAUUACUCUGUACAUCUAUUGGCUGGUGUGAUAAAACAGUUCUUCCGGGACCUCCCUACUCCCCUGCUGACCUUUGACCUAUACGAUGAGUUUCUGCGGGUUUCAGAACUUGUAAAUCCAAAGGAGGUAUCAGAAUGUGUGUUUUCUGUGCUAAAGAAACUGCCUAAAGCACAUUAUGACACACUGGAGAGACUCAUGUUCCAUUUGGCAAGGGUGGCCCAGAAUGAACAGAGUAACAAGAUGUCAUGUACUGGACUGGCUAUAAUAUUUGCCCCAUGUAUACUGAAGACUAGUAAACUAUUGCCUGCUCAGGAGAGUUUGAAUCAUGUCCCAAAGCAAACAAGGUGUGUACAGGCAAUUAUAGAAGGCCGUUUAUCCAAUCUGGAGAGUACACUUGAGGACAUCAAGACACUGGAGACAGCUUCGGCAACAGCAUCUGAUCGUCUCACCUUUGUCAGGGCAAGCAUUAGAAAGUCAGCAAUCAAAAAAGAAGGUUUACUCAAGCCAAAUGGUGGAACGGACCGACUACCAUCACAUAGUGAGUCAAUAGCAGAAGAGAAUGAGGUGGACCAGUCUCUGAUGGAAGAAGAGGAAGCUCUUAGUGCCCAUAUGCAAAACUUGGAAACUGAAAAGGACUUACUCACAAGCAACUUACGCGCUCUUGAAUGUCGACUCGCCAGCUCCGAUGAUGACAUGCUAAGUGGCGAUGAGAUUGACAGUCCAGAUGGUGGUGAUAUCUAUGCAGACUAUACGAACAACUUUGAUCUUCCAGGUAGAAUACCAAUCAAUAAGAAGAAAGGCCGUCUUCCGACCCCCAUCCGCCCGCGAUCUUUCCGAUACCCCCCAUCUGAUGAUGUUGACCUGGAUGAAGUCUUUAUUGAUAUGAAGGAGGUUGGAGGUGAAUUUGCAGUUUAAAUCAGAGAACUCUUAAGACAUUGUCUCUUUAAAUCAAUGACAAAUUACACAGGUCUACAAUCUCUGGGUUCAAAUCAGGAAACUCUUUGCACCUUUGCCCUUAACAGUCUAAGGACAAAUGUACAUGUCUCACCUCAUCAAGUACAAUUAUCUUCAAGAACAACCUCUAUGGUCUGAGAAUGAGGACAAUCUUUAAAAACACAUGUUAUUGAAGAAAUGGCCAACCAAAUGUGCAAACUCAGCAAAAUGGUUCAGACUGUCAAGAGUUUAUAGUGUAUUAAGUAUUUAUUGAACUUGAACAUAGUGAACCAAAAUAAGACGAAAUUCAUUGUCGAAAUAGAGUAGAAAUGCAAUAUGACUUUAAAUUAAAAAGCAAUGACGUACAAACCAUUGGAAUUGUGUCUCACCUUGGAAAUCUAUUCUAUGCACAUGUUAAUUCCUUACCCUGUUCUCGAUGCAUGCAGUAUAAUAAUGUUGUUAUAGUAAUAUCAGUAUGUGCAGUUAAAUAGAUCUAAAACGUGUAUAUAAAAUGCUGCACAGUCAGCACUCUGAUCAAAGCCAUAUUUAUGUCACCAUCAAGCAGUAGUGGCUUAUUUGUAACAGAUUGUUACACUCUUUCAGGUGGUUACAUUUUGUUAAUGCCUUUUUGGAAAUGGUUAAGGACAAAAAGUAUGUACGUGCAUUUAUCUAAGUAUUGGCCAGUUGGUAUGGAUGUUUUGUUAUUUAUGCAUCAUAAGUGUGGACAUUAUGGUAUAAAUGUGACAUUAUGGACAUCUGUACAUGUACAGUAUUGGUAUGGUACAUCUGCACAUGUACAGUAUUGGUAUGGUACAUCUGUACAUGUACAGUAU